AUGCCUGAACUUAUGGCUCCCACACUGCCAUCCGAUGUAACAUCGGGAGCUACGACUACGUACACGUUGAAGUUGCAGGAAACAGCGAUGAAUCUUACCUCAAACUGUCGGUUUUCCUGUUCGAGACCUAAGGUUUCACCUAAGCGUAUCCGAGUUGAAGAAUUCAGUAAAUUUCAUUCGUCCGAUCUAGAUCUUCGCCUGACUCCAAGAUCCGCAGGCAAUCGGCUCUCCGAUAAAAGACGACCCGGGACUCCGUCGUUUAACUCGGAGGAAUCUGUUACGACGACGUGUUUUGAAAGUGGGUUUGCAGUCCAAACCGGAGAAGCGGAUAAAAAGCUACUAAACUUGUUUGUCUGA
Hibiscus syriacus is the source of this 357-nucleotide messenger RNA. RefSeq names its product LOB domain-containing protein 39-like. The coding region runs from base 1 to 357 and encodes 118 amino acids. Lineage: Eukaryota; Viridiplantae; Streptophyta; Magnoliopsida; Malvales; Malvaceae. The transcript has a single exon. The record is from RefSeq and is a predicted model, not a curated record.